Prunus persica (peach) is the source of this 1986-nucleotide messenger RNA. Its product is annotated as probable L-type lectin-domain containing receptor kinase S.5. NCBI's taxonomy places the organism in Eukaryota, Viridiplantae, Streptophyta, Magnoliopsida, Rosales, Rosaceae. The coding region runs from base 1 to 1986 and encodes 661 amino acids. Gene Ontology annotation, molecular function: protein kinase activity; carbohydrate binding; ATP binding. Gene Ontology annotation, cellular component: plasma membrane. Gene Ontology annotation, biological process: protein phosphorylation. The transcript has 3 exons. The record is from RefSeq and is a predicted model, not a curated record.
AUGUUUUUGCUUCUCGUCCUCUCAACCCUUCUCUUCAAUAGCCAAGCCUCUGUGAACGAUCAAACGCAAACCACCUUCAACUUCCCCACCUUCAGUCCUCAGAGUUGCAGCAAUGGCAGCCUAAUAUGCAUGGGCUCAGUGACUGCAAGCAAUGGACAUUUGAGCCUCACACCAGAGCCAGAACAAGGCAAUUCAAGCUCAUCAUCUUCUUCACCGUUGUAUAAGGUUGGUAGGGUUUUAUAUCGCUACCCGGUGCGUGCUUGGCCGGCUUUUAUCUCUACCACCUUCACUGUUAGAAUCUCUGCCUUCCCAAACUCAACCGGUUCUGGAGAUGGCAUGGCAUUUGUUUUUGCACAGGACAGUGGCCCCUCUCCUCCUGAUAGCUAUGGCUCGUUUCUUGGACUGCUUAAUAGAUCAACUGAAGGUGGAGCAGUUAAACAAUUGGGUAUUGAGCUAGACACUUUCAUGAACGAAGAGUUUGAUCCAGAUGGGAACCACAUUGCCAUUGACACAACAAGCAUAAUGAACCCAGUUGUGGCGAAGAGUCUCAACAGCACAGGCAUUGAGCUCAAGAGUGGAAGAGAUAUCAAAUUUAGAAUUGACUAUGACGGUUGGAAUCAGAUCCUCCAAAUUUCUGUUGGAUACUCUGAGAACCCAACAAUCAGCUUCCUCAACUAUUCCAUUGACAUGUCUCAAAUGGUUCCAAGCUCUGUUUAUGUUGGCUUCACUGCCUCUACUGGGACCCUCCCAGAGAGCCAUCAAGUCCUUGAUUGGGUUUUCACAUCCGUACAGUUGCCAGGAAUUCCUCCCUCCAAACCUGAUUCUGAUAAAAAAGUUCAUCACUGGAACACUAAGAGCAUAUGGGUCAUUGAUCUUCCUAUUUUUCUGGGUAUGGCAAUUUUGAUAGCCUGCACUUACCCUUUGAUUUUGAGAGUUCUGAGGAGAAAUCAAUGUAUUGGGAAUCAGGAUGAAGAUGACAUAGAAAGCCAGUCAAGAACAGCUGCAAAUGCCCCAGAAAUGUUUACUUACAAACAGCUUUUAGUGGCCACUCAGAACUUCUGCAAGGAAAAUCUGCUGGGCUCAGGUGGAUUUGGAAUUGUCUACAAAGGCAUCAUAUCUUCAGAUCCUCCUAAAACCAUUGCUGUCAAGAAGAUCUCAGCAACCUCCAAACAAGGGGAAAGGGAGUACUUAGCAGAAAUCUGCACAAUUGGGCGCCUGAGGCACAAGAACAUAGUGCAACUCCAAGGCUGGUGUCAUGAACACGAACAUCGCUUCCUGGUCUACGAUUACAUGCCUAAUGGAAGCCUCGAUCGAUACAUUGGAAAGCCCUAUCUUGAUUGGAGAACAAGGUACAAGAUCUUAACAGGAUUGGCAUCAGCAUUGCUUUACCUCCAUGAAGAGUGUGGCAACCCUGUGGUUCACAGAGACAUUAAACCCGACAAUGUGAUGUUGGACUCUGAUUUCAAUGCUCAUCUUGGUGACUUUGGCCUAGCAAGACUAAUGUUCAAAGACGCCUCAGUUACAAUCCCAAUGGCAGGAACUCCCGCGUAUUUAGCCCCAGAAUUUCUAGGGUUCUCGGGAAAAGCUACUCAGGAGUCUGAUGUCUAUAGCUUUGGAAUGGUGGUGCUAGAAGUGGUAUGUGGGAGGAGAUCAAAAGGGUUCAUGGAUGAUUAUAGUUUAGUCGAACACGUGUGGAAUUCCUACACGAAAAAUGAGCUGCUCGAUUGCGUGGACCAAAUGCUGGAUGGGAAAUUUGAGGAGGAACAAGUGAGAAGGACAUUGAUUGUUGGCCUUGCAUGCUUGCAUACAUACUGUAUGCUGAGGCCAAAGAUGAGGAAGGUGGUGCAGAUUCUUCUGAACCCAAAUGAGCCUCUAAUGGAAUUGCCAGAUACUAGGGCAAGGCCAAGUGCAGUUUAUCUAUCAGUGUCUUCCUCUGCUCCAACCACUGAAUUUGGCUCUACAAGUUCCUCAUACAUUGCGUCAUGA